GAAAAUUUUUACAUUAAUUGUCUCUUUUUUAAAACCAACUAAUUUAAUGAAACCAAACAAAAAUACUCCUAUUGAGGUUAAUUCAAAAAUUUAGCCAAAAGAACUAAUAACGAACAAACAAAGAGUUAUAAAAGCCACACGUGUGGCGCAUAGCCUGCGCAGAUAAGGUCCUUCUCCUUCGUCUUCCUUAUUUCUUCUCUCUCAGUUCCAAAAUUCCUCAAAGCUCAGAACCAAAAAAAAAACUAAUAUGCCAGGGAAUUUAGAGCCGUUGGAUCUCGGAAUCCAAAUACCAUACCAUUUCAGAUGCCCAAUCUCACUCGACCUAAUGUCCGAUCCCGUUACCAUCUCCACAGGUCAAACCUACGACCGCACCAGCAUCGACUCAUGGAUCGCUAUGGGCAACACCACUUGCCCCGUCACACGCGUCUCUCUCUCCGACUUCACUCUCAUCCCUAACCACACUCUCCGCCGUCUCAUCCAAGAAUGGUGCGUCGCUAACCGCUCCAACGGCGUUGAACGGAUCCCUACUCCUAAACAACCUGCGGAUCCUAUCUCCGUUAGGUCUCUACUCAGCCAAGCUUCCGCAAUUACCGGAACUCACGUCUCUGUUCGCUCCCGCGCCGCCGCGAUUCGUCGUUUGAGAGGAUUGGCUAGAGAUAGCGAGAAGAAUCGCGUUUUGAUCGCUGCUCAUAACGCCAGGGAGGUUUUGGUCAGGAUUCUGUUCGCCGAUGUCGAAACGACGUCGUCUUCGUCGGAGCUUGUUUCUGAGUCGCUCGCUCUCUUGGUUGUAUUGCAUAUGACGGAGACGGAGUGUGAGGCUGUAGCUUCGGAUCCGGGUCGGGUCGGGUUUUUGACUCGGUUGUUGUUUGAUUCCUCGAUUGAAAUUAGGGUUAACGCCGCGGCGUUGGUUGAGAUGGUGUUGACCGGAUCCAAAUCGACGGAUCUGAAAUUGGUGAUUUCCGGAUCCGAUUCGAUUUUCGAAGGCGUUCUCGAUCUUCUCAGGAAUCCGAUUUCUUCGCGGCGAGCUUUGAAGAUCGGAAUUAAGGCGAUAUUCGCGCUCUGCCUCGUGAAACAGACGAGACAUCUCGCGAUCUCCGCCGGAGCUCCGGGGAUUUUGAUCGACCGUCUCGCGGCGGAUUUCGACAGGUGCGAUACCGAGAGAGGUUUAGCGACGGUGGAGUUAAUUCUGUCUCAUCAGACGGGGAAGAAAUAUGCAAGAACCUCAGAUCUAUUUGGUGGUUCAACUUUAAUCGACGGUUGCAUACCACCGCCGGCCACCGCUGCUACAGUAAUAAGAAUGAAGAAGAUGAUGUAUUUACGAAUUUGCCAUUAA
Molecule: messenger RNA, 1333 nt
Organism: Camelina sativa (false flax)
Lineage: Eukaryota; Viridiplantae; Streptophyta; Magnoliopsida; Brassicales; Brassicaceae
Source: RefSeq, a predicted model, not a curated record